CCCGCUGCCCGGCCGCCCCGCUGCGCAGGCGCGCCGUCGGGCGGGGGAGGGCGGCGCUCGGCGCUCGGGGUUCGGCGAGAGGAGAGGCGAGGCGAGGCGAGAGAGGGAGAGAGAGAGGAGCGGAGGGGAAGCAAAAGUUGCUGUGAGGGCGGGGCGGCGCUCGUAGUCGCCGCCGGGAGGGGGCGAGAGAGGAGCUGGCUGCGGGAACCGGCGGGGACGGGAGAUUCACUGGAAAGAGAAUGAAAUAAACAUGGAGUCUUCUAAACUGGAAUAUAUUUCAUGGGCCAUAGUUAAAAGUAAAAAGAAGAUGGAAUGAAAUGAGAGAACAGGAGUACAAUGCCUGUCAAGAACUUUCCAUUUUUGUGAUAUAUAUAAACUUGCGAUAUAGUACAACUAAUGAUUUAUAGUAAUCCUUCAUUGAUAUCUCUGGAAGGAGAAGCCAGUUAUUUUGCAGCUUGCUUCAUAAGAACUUUUAUAAGAACUUAAUAAUAACUUUUAACAUGUUUUAACUUUAACUGGACACCUUUUUGGUUUUUUGGGGGAGUUUUGUGUUUUCAUUUGGGGUUUUUUUGUGUGUUUUAAGUCUGAGAAUUAAAAACUUUGUAUAGGAGUAUUUUAGCUGAGAAACUGAUGCUGAUAGAUGGCUGAAGCUGCUCAUGGAAAAUGGACUUAAACCCUUGAAUGGUUACUAUUGCACAGAGUUGAAUGGAAUGCCAUGACUUCAGAGCCAUUCUCUUAGGACCUUCUUCUUUGCCUUGCACCCGUCAUAUCCUUAAAUAUUUAAGCGUAAACAUUGCAAUUAUAAAGUCUAAAAAAUAAUGGCAUGGGUGAAAUUCUUAAGAAAACCUGGGGGUAACCUUGGGAAAGUUUAUCAGCCUGGAAGCAUACUGUCCCUGGCCCCUACAAAAGGCUUAUUAAACGAACCAGGACAAAACAGCUGCUUUCUUAAUAGUGCUGUUCAGGUAUUAUGGCAACUUGACAUAUUUCGACGAAGCUUAAGAGGUUUAACUGGACAUGUGUGUCAGGGAGAUGCAUGUAUAUUUUGUGCUUUAAAAGCAAUAUUUUCACAAUUUCAACACAGUCGAGAAAAAGCACUCCCAUCAGAUAACAUGAGACAUGCCCUGGCAGAAAGUUUUAAGGAUGAACAGCGUUUCCAGCUUGGAUUCAUGGAUGAUGCAGCAGAAUGCUUUGAAAACAUCCUUGAGAGGAUUCAUUUCCACCUAGUGCCAAACAGUGAAACAGACAUGUGCACUUCAAAAUCCUGUAUUUCUCAUCAGAAGUUUGCUAUGACACUGUAUGAACAGUGUGUAUGUCGCAGUUGUGGAGCAUCGUCAGACCCAUUGCCUUUUACGGAAUUUGUGCGUUACAUUUCUACCACAGCCCUGUGCAAUGAAGUCGAAAGAAUGAUGGAGAGGCAUGAACGUCUCAAGCCGGAAAUGUUUGCAGAAUUGCUGCAAGCAGCAAAUACUAGUGAUGACUACAGAAAUUGUCCUAGUAACUGUGGCCAAAAAAUAAAAAUUCGUCGUGUUCUUAUGAAUUGUCCUGAGAUUGUCACAAUUGGUUUAGUCUGGGAUUCAGAACACUCUGACCUGACAGAAGAGGUUAUGCGGAAUCUGGCAACGCAACUUUAUCUUCCUGGGCUGUUUUAUAGGGUUACAGAUGAAAAUGCCAAAAACAGUGAACUUUUUCUUGUGGGAAUGAUUUGCUACACAAGCCGACAUUACUGUGCCUUUGCCUUUCACACCAAGAGUUGCAAAUGGGUGCUGUUUGAUGAUGCUAAUGUAAAAGAGAUUGGAACAAAAUGGAAAGAUGUGGUCUCCAGGUGCAUUCGAUGCCACUUUCAGCCAUUGUUGCUAUUUUAUGCUAACCCAGAUGGCACAGCUGUAUCUCCAGAAGAUGCUCCAAAGCAGAUUAUUCACUGGUCUCAGUGCAAAGCAGUGGGAGGAAAUCGGGAAGAUUUGGGAUUUGAAAAGCAUUCUGCUCCUAAAUCAGACCAUGUGAAAGAGAAUGGAAUUGGAGACCCCACUAAUCAAAGGAAUAAUAAAAAACUUCAGCCAGAUAAUUCAGCAUUCAGUAGAAGCCAUAUUCAAGCCAGUGGCGGUAGAGGUCCAGCUAAGUUGGGUUACAGUGAUCAAAAGGACAGGCUAAAGGAUAUAUCCAGAGAGUGUGCUCAGAAAGCUGCUGAUAUGAAAAACUUCUCAUCCUUACGAAAAGAUGCAGACAGAGGACUGAGAAAAGAGUCUGGGAGACAAAGAGAUUUGAUUGGGGAAGAUCGUUCCAAUGUUAAGUUGGGGUCUCCUCCAGUUGGAAAUGGACUUAGACACUGUGCUGAUCAGCGCAUCUACAGCAGCCAGGGAAGAGGCUCCUAUAAGCAUGACAGUGCACCUCACCAAGCAAAGCUUUCUGUACAGGUGCUUGGAUCCAAUAGAACAGAAUGUUUUCCCGCUGGGGAGAAACCAGUGAUCAGGACCCGGACUGAUGGUGUCACUGGCUAUGAUACAGACACCAGUCAAGACUCCAGGGACAAGGGCAGUAUCAGCAGCAGAAGCAGGAGUAAAGGCUGGAAACCUAUGCGAGAGACACUGAACGUAGACAGCAUUUUCAGUGAGACUGAGAAAAAACAGCAUAGCCCAAAGCACAAGGCAAAUCUGAGCAGUAAGUCUAAACAUGAAAAGGAGCGAAGCUUUAACCAUUGGUCAAAAGAGAACCAAAUCCAGAAAGGUUUAAUGACUAUAUAUGAAGAUGAAACGAAACAGGAUACAGGAAGUCGAAGCUCACUGGAUUCAGAGGGAAAAGGGAAUGCCGAAAAAAGCAAAGGAUUUACAGAGAGAAAAAUCCAUGGCGAUAACUGGCAAAUUCAGAGGACAGAAUCUGGAUAUGAAAGCAGUGAUCAUAUCAGCAACGGAUCUGCAAAUCCAGACUCACCUGUUAUUGAAGGAAUCAAUCCAGCAGAUGUCAAGAAUGUUAAAGAAAGUGCUUCCUGCAGUGAACAGAACUUGUCAACCAAAAAAGCUGACAAUGUGUCACAUUCAGUAUCUCAGCAGAACAGAAACUUUUACGACUUGAGGAAGGACCAGAUCAAUUCUGAAGUUAACUACAGACCUCAUGUUAAUUUCCCGACAGAAUUACAUAUGCAGAUGCCCAGUCCUCCAGUAAAGAGGGUUGAAAUGCCUGAGAGCAAUAGGAAACUUCUCCCAUCAUCAGCUCUUCAGCCAGUUCUUAAAGAUGUUGUUAAAUCAGAAAGUAGGAACAAGGCAAAUGACCAGAAUUCUUCAGAGUGGCUUAAUCCAGACAAGUUUGAGAAGAUGAACGUGUCAGUAUAUUGUGCUGAUGGUGUAUCGCACCCCUAUACAGAAACUGUCUGUGGAAGGAAGCUAAUCAACAGUGACUUUCGCUCCCCUUCCCAGCCGCAGUCUCAUCACGCAAGAACGUUUGGUCCCAAGGCGGGCUUGUCGCCUUGUGUGCCACAGAACCUGUCAGAAAGGCCCGUGGUGCUUCCCCCUCCCGGGGAGCAUCCUGCGCACCCACUCCGAAGGGCAGAUGCUCUUUGGGUGCCUGAAGCGGUGUACCAGAAUCUUCCUCCCCCCUUACCGCCGAAGAAAUAUGCUCUGAAUCCUUUGCCAGGAUCAGAAAAUAAUUCAUCAGCUGAUGUAAAAUCGACAGAAGUGUUGCAAAAUAACCAGUCAAGGCAAACAGGUGCACCUUUAAAAUCUGCAUCAGAAGCAAGUGUAUUUACAAAUGAACAAAGGCUUAAAGAGCCAUUUCAAGGGAACGAACUGUUUGUUCAUAAACCGGAUUCUCCACCUCGCUUAUCAGUUAAUGAUUUUUGGACUGUGUCUGAAAACUUUUUAAAGAAAGGAUCUCGUCAUACAGGACCAAGUGCUGGCUACGUGGAUGGAAAUGAUAGCGUAUCCCUAACGACUUAUUUUUCAGUAGAUAGUUGUAUGACGGACACAUACAGGAUGAAAUAUCAUCAGAGACCCAAGCUGUAUUUUACAGAUAGUGGAAAUUUUCACAAAGAAAAGCAUCUUCCAUCAGCCGGCGUAGAGCUGAAUGCUACAUACCAUGCUGCUCUUGAGCCCAGGCACCCUACAUCUGAGCAAAGGUACGAGGCAAACGUCGAAGGCAUACACUGCAGUAGAUAGAUGCUUUAAAAAACAACCCAAAACACACUCUGGAACUGAUUUUUGCAUUUCAUGUAGUCUGUAAGCGGGCACAAACCUUGAAUGUCUGUGUGAUAACUAGGUACCCAGCUGACUGUACUCUGCUUAGGAGUUAUGACUGUUUAAAUGAAUAUGCAAAUAGAGAUGAACAGAGCAGUAGAGGUGCUAAACUUCUGGUUCUUUGAUUUGUUACUCUAGUUGCCUUAAUGCUUACCUGUGUUACUCGGCUUGUCUUCUACAGUUUAUAUUAAAAAUGGUCCCUUUAGGUGUAUACAUCCUACAGCAGUGGGAUCAACUAGAUGUUACUAAUUUUGUAAGAGAAUUUAAUGAGUUGCAGUUUAAAAAGAGUUCCUUCAGACUGUGGUCGCUACGUACUUAGACUAACAAAAGGGAUAAACAUAUUGCCACAUAUAAUGCAGUAAAUGUAGUUAAAAUAGAGCAGUAUUUGUCCUGAUAGGUAGCAGGAGGUGGCAUGGUGUUUUUUUCAACCGACUUCUCUGAGAGUCUGUGCUUUCACAAACCUUCAAGUGUCUUUAAUACAAGUUUACCCAGAGAAUUUAUAACUUUUUAUUUUAAAAGCCUUAAUAAUAAUUCUUUAAAACCGGUUCUGGUUUGCAAGUGUUUAAGAUUUUCCAAGGGAAAUCAAGUAAACUGCAGUAAUAGACGGUCCUGUUAAUACACCUGCUCUGUGUACAUUUUAAAACGCAUUUAUCAGAUUUGUUCACCCUGUAAGCUAUAUACUUUUAACUUAUUAAAAUUAAACCACGUAAGCUACAGACUGAUAUAGCAGAAUAGGAUGUUGAUUUUAAAAUAGUUAUCGUGCAACUAUGAAAGAUUUUUUUAAGGUUUUAGAUGUAUUUACUAGUUCAGUUCCGAUUUAUUCUACAACUGCAUGCAAAGGCAAUGCUGCUAUUUAUUUAACUUCCUAUCUUUUUUCAGCUUGACAUUUUGAGCAAUGUCUAAAGGGGAUCAGACAUUUAAUUUUACAGAGAUUUUUUUCCUAUCCGGAGCAGUCCUACCCAUGGUUGCGUUCUGUAUUAGCAGAUCAGGCUGACUGAACCUGCAGCCAUUCAGGCUGCUGUGGUUGAGGGGGCAGGCAAAGAAGAGGGUCCCCUCCUUCUCUGCUCUAGCCACCUCACCCUGCAGUUUUGGCAGCUCUGGCAUAUACCAUGUCUUUUGUUAACCUGACUUAUUUCAGUAACGAAGAGGAGGAUUCAUUUGACUUUAAUUUGGUUAGUUAAAUCAGUGCACAGAACUGUCUAGUGAGUGCUGAGGCCCAGCACGUGGCUGGGGAGGAAAGGAGGGUGAACAGGAUUUUGUCCUCGUGGCAGCCCUGACUGAAAUAAUCUGCUCUCUUGUGGUAUCAGGGGCAGGGGCUUAGAGUUCUGUGUCAGUUGUAUCAUAACAUUGAACAAUGUAUAAUCUAGAAUUAAUGUCAGCAAAGCCUGACACAAUCCAAAAAGGCUCAAUUUUGCCAUAUUAGGGUGUUAACUUGGGGUGCUGCUGAUUAUGUCUAAACAUCAAUGCCUUUUAGUUAUGAAAAUAAUGCAAGAAGGUUAAAUAUGCGUAAUGAAAAGCCUUGCUCAUACUUGCACUGCUAGUCAGAAAGGCUUUUUUUAUGCUUGUAAACAUUAUGUGAGUUUUAGUAAUUCCACCAAAUGUUGGCAAUUGUUUAGCAUGAUUUAUCCAAGGUAUACAUGUAAACAGUAGGUUUGGUUAUUCUGUGUCAAGGCCCAUUUUUGUUGUUUUUUUUAACUACAUGUAACCUACAGUAGAACUGGAACAUGAUAUAUGCAACAAACCAGGUAUCUCAGACUUAAUCUUUCUACCUUCUUGAUCAAAAUUUGUUGUAGCACUUGAAAAAAAUGAAUUCUAGAAUUUGUAGUGCAAAUAAUUACGCAUGUUUAGGUAUGGCUGCUGGUAAAUAGCAACUUUAAAAAAUUACCCUUUUGUAAGAAAAUGAGUUGAAUACAGAAGAACCCUGAAAUUGUAAGAACUUAGAUUUCCAGUUGUAAUAUUUUUUGAGAUUUCAGAACAUGUAAAUUAAACUUUUGUAGUUCAUCUAGCAACGUUACAUAAUAUAGAUAGCCAGUUAAGUAUAACUGUCUUCUAAUUCUUGUGUAAAAACAAAGAUUAUUGGAAUAUGUAAAUAAUGUAAAAUUUGUAAAAUGUUUUGCAAAAAUCUUGUAUUUGAAAUGACAGUAUUUUUAUCUAUGAAUAGCACAGCAACUACUGUGAAUGAUGUUAGAACACUUAUUUUUAAACAUGCAUAGCAAUGUUCAUACUUCUGUACCAUAAGCAAUAUGAAUGCCUGUUGCUGAUACCAAUGAAUUUGGCUUCCACUAAGCACAACUGGUGAACUUAUUUUUAAAGUAACUGCAGUAACUUAGAUGUACUUCAGUCUCCUUGCUUUUGCUUGAAACAAUCUUACCAAGCCACUUUCUAUGUGACCCAUGUUUACCAGGUAUUUAAUUAAAUAGACAGCUAAUCGUGGCACCUUUGUUUUUAUAUUUGACUCUGCACUCCAUGUAUGUAUGUAAUAUUUGCUGACUAAUAUGUGAUAACUUGUUUUAACUUACCUAGGGUGCCUAUUUAUUUUUUUACAAAUGUCCCCUUCUGGCUAUAGAUUUGUAUAAGAGCCUAGACAAUUUUUGUAACAGUGAAGACAUUAACAAGUCUUGUAAUUAAUAUAUUUUUCAGUCUUUAGAAUUAUUUUCUUGCAAAGUUCUGCUUGUUCAAACUAUCAGAUAAAAAUUUUUAAAAUUUAAAA
Molecule: messenger RNA, 6933 nt
Organism: Phalacrocorax carbo (great cormorant)
Lineage: Eukaryota; Metazoa; Chordata; Aves; Suliformes; Phalacrocoracidae
Source: RefSeq, a predicted model, not a curated record